This is a messenger RNA of Callorhinchus milii (elephant shark), 1068 nucleotides long. Its product is annotated as zinc finger and BTB domain-containing protein 26-like. The record is from RefSeq and is a predicted model, not a curated record. The annotation marks the transcript as partial. Gene Ontology annotation, molecular function: DNA-binding transcription factor activity, RNA polymerase II-specific; RNA polymerase II cis-regulatory region sequence-specific DNA binding; protein binding. Gene Ontology annotation, biological process: regulation of transcription by RNA polymerase II. NCBI's taxonomy places the organism in Eukaryota, Metazoa, Chordata, Chondrichthyes, Chimaeriformes, Callorhinchidae. The transcript is spliced from 3 exons.
GAGAGAGCGAGAGAGGGAGAGAGAGAGAGAGAGAGAGAGAGCGAAACGAUGGAGAGCAGCAAAAUGCUCCACUUCCAAUUCCCCAACCACGAGGCCGGGGUCAUGAGGAAGAUGAACCAACUGAGGACGGAGGAGCGCUUCUGCGACGUGACGGUGGUGCUACGGUUCCCCGGCCACCGGGUGGUCCUGGCCGCCUGCUCCCCUUUCCUCCGCGACCGCUUCCACAUGAACCCCUCGCGCGAGGUCCACGUCUGCCCCAUGGCCGCCCCCGGGGUGGUGCUGAGCCUCCUGGUCUCCUGCUACACGGGGCGGCUGGACUUCCCCUUCCCCGAGGUGGUGGACUACCUGACGGCCGCCAGUUGCCUGCAGAUGGAGCAGGUGGUGGAGCGCUGCCGGCUCUGCCUGUCCCGCUGCGUGGCCUCCCAGAUGCUCUCGGGCGGCGAGGAGGCCCAGGCCGCCAACGCCAUCGGCUCCUCCUCCGAGCGCGGCCCGGCCGGGCGGUCGGGCGGAACGGAGGCCAACGAGGACGAGGGCUUCGUGGCGGAGGACGCCCUGGAGGAGGAGGAGGACUACGAGAGCUCGGCCAGCGAGGACUGCCGGGCCGGAGGAGGCGGAGGAGGAGGAGGCGGAGGAGGCGGAUUCACCGGCUGCUACUACCGGGGGCCGCCGGAGGCCGGGGGCGGAGGCGGCGGCGGCGGCGGCGGAGGCCCCUCGUGCUGCCCCGAGUGCGGGGAGCUGUUCCAGCGGCGCGAGAACAUGGCGGCCCACAUGGUCACCCACAAGCUGUACAUGUGCCUGCUGUGCGGGAAGGUGUUCAAGAAGAACGCGCGCCUGGCGCAGCACAUCAACGUGCACACGGGCUUCAAGCCCUACUGCUGCUCGGCCUGCGGCAAGACCUUCACCCAGAAGCGCUCGCUCAAGGACCACAUGAACGUGCACAACGGCGACUCCCCCCACCGCUGCUCGCACUGCGAGAUGCGCUUCACCCACUACAACACGCUCCGGGUCCACCUGCGGGACCAGCACGGCAGGACCGCCGCCCGCGGCGGGGCCGGGGCCGGGGCCGGG